GGCGAAAAUGUGGUGAAGUGCAGACGCGUCCCUUCCGCUCGUUGGCGCGUUGUCGUUUGCGUAUUGUUUGUUUCGUCAAGCUGAAUAACCAAAGAGAUACAGAAACAGACAACAAAACAAUAAACAAAUAAAUAUUGAUCAGUUCGUCGCGCGCAAUUAGUGAUAAAGCGUUCCGCAACUGCGCCAAGUGCUGCCAAACCAAAGAACUGCAGAAAGAGUUGCACAAUAAAGCAACACACACACACGCACACACACCAACACACACACACACAGGCAAAAUGCUGAAAACAAAAACAAGCGACGACAAGCUGGACACGCUGCUCUCCCGAUCUGUGGUGCCAAUCAUCGAUCUGGCUCAUUGCGGCAUUGAGGAGGUGCCCGUCAAAUCUGUGGUGAAUCGUGUCGGUCAUCAGCUCCAGAAGGCGUUAUCCGAGAAGGGCAUGGCUCUGCUGGUCAAUCACGGCAUAUCCGACGAAAAGCUGAAAACGGCUUGGGAUCACUUGGAUGACUUUGUGGAUCUGGCGUCGGAUGUCAAGCAGCAUUAUAUACGCAGCGAUGGCGACAAUCACGGCUAUGUGAGUCCUGGUAUUGAGCGCUUCGAUGGCAAGACACCGGAGCUGCGACAUGCGUUCAACAUAUGCACGCUGAAUGCCCAAAAUCUGCCGGAGGAGCCGCUGCCGGGCUUUGCGGAUCACAUUAGCACACUGGCCAAGGACUUUAAGGCGCUGGCCAGCUUUAUACUACAGGCGCUGGCUGUCUCGCUGGACAUUCCGCACACGUUCUUCCUCGAAAAGCACUCACACAUGCUGUCCGGCGAUCACGACAACAUGACCACCCUGCGCAUGCUCUACUAUCCGCCCGUGGUGGACGAUGAGCCCGGCCAUAGUCAGAACGAUGUGCUCAAGGGCCGUUGCCAAUAUAGCUACCAGCGCUGCUUAUCCGAUCAGCCGGACUUUCGGCCCGAACACAAUCCCCGCGACGACGACCUCAACGAGCUGGACGGCGUGCAAACGAAUGGCAAGGACGGAGAUGGCGAGCUCUCCGAGCACAAGCUGGCCAACGGGGCCGUCAUACGCUGCGGUGCACAUGUCGACUACGGCACAUUUACGCUGCUCGCUCAGGACUCCGAGGGUGGCCUCGAAGUGAAGCUGCCGGGCAGCGAAAAGUGGCAUCGUGUGGGCCACUUGCCGGGUGCCAUAUUAGUCAACUGUGGCGAGAUCCUGUCCAUUUGGACCAGGGAGCGAUAUCCCGCACUGCAACAUCGCGUGGUUAUACCCGAACAGGAGCACAUACGGUCCCGUGGCCGGCACUCAAUCGCAUUCUUCUGCCAUCCAGACAAUAUUACAAUGAUAUCUCCCAACGAUCUGCCUCAAACCGAUGCCGAACAGAAUUCCGCCUGUCUCAAGCAGCGCAAGAAGUCCUUCAAGGCGGCGAAAGAGCGCGUAUACAAUGCGUAUCAGUUAAUACAGAAAAAGUUUAAAGAUACGUAUACCAAUAACAAUCACUCUCAAUGACGUCCCCCCCUAACAACCCCUCACAACCCCCCCAUUCAUC
Drosophila montana is the source of this 1554-nucleotide messenger RNA. Its product is annotated as 1-aminocyclopropane-1-carboxylate oxidase-like. The record is from RefSeq and is a predicted model, not a curated record. Gene Ontology annotation, molecular function: 2-oxoglutarate-dependent dioxygenase activity. Bases 279 to 1514 code for a protein of 411 amino acids. Lineage: Eukaryota; Metazoa; Arthropoda; Insecta; Diptera; Drosophilidae. The transcript has 6 exons.